AUGCGUUUGCGACUUGUGCAGAACAAUAGCGCUUUCUGUCUCAUGACUGAUUUGAAAAACUGUAAAAUCCGCAUUACAGAAGCAUCGCUAAUCGUGCGACGCGUUAAGAUAGCGCCCGGUAUACUCCUGUCUCAUGCGAGAGCUCUGUCUAAAUCUACAGCAAAAUAUCCGCUGACACGUGUCGAGGUUAAAGCUAUAUCAAUGCACGCCAGAAUACACGGCGAUACUCUUGAUAACGUCAUACUGGGCCAACUACCAAAACGUAUAAUAAUUGGAUUUGUCGAUAAUAAGGCUUUCAACGGUGAUUAUGGAAAAAAUCCGUUCAAUUUUCAUCACUACUCGAUCAAUUAUCUUUCUUUAUAUGUAGACGGCCAACAGAUACCGUCAAAACUUCUGCAGAUAGACUUCACAGAUAGUAAUAUGUAUGUGGAUGCAUAUCACACGUUAUUUUCUGGCUCGGGUAUUCACUUUCUCAACGACGGCAAUUGUAUCUCGCGUUUGAGCUACCCAUACGGCCAUUGCCUUUUCGCGUUUGAUCUGACACCCGAUCUCUCGGCUAAUAGCAGCUCCCACUGGAAUCUGGUGAGGCAUGGCAGCGUGAGGAUAGAAGUACGCUUCGCGGGGUCUUUACCUACAGCGAUUAACUGUGUUGUGUACGCUGAAUAUGAUAAUGUGCUUGAGAUUGACUCAUCCAGACAGGUCAUCGUAGAUUUCAGUGAUUGA
This is a messenger RNA of Venturia canescens, 723 nucleotides long. RefSeq lists its product as uncharacterized. Bases 1 to 723 code for a protein of 240 amino acids. The record is from RefSeq and is a predicted model, not a curated record. Lineage: Eukaryota; Metazoa; Arthropoda; Insecta; Hymenoptera; Ichneumonidae. The transcript has a single exon.